AUGCAUGAUCUUUGCUGUGGCCGCCGCCGCUCUCUUGGCGGCGGCGGCGGCGGCCCAGGCGCGGCUGGUCGGGAGGAUCGGCAGACCUACAUCGUCCACAUGUCCCAUUCCGCCAUGCCGAGUGAUUUCGUGGAGCAUGAGGAAUGGUACGCCGCGUCGCUUCAGGCGGUGUCGGAUGCCGCCACCGUGCUGUACACCUACAACACCCUCCUCCACGGCUACUCGGCGCGGCUGACGCGCGCGGAGGCCGCGGCGCUGGAGUCGCAGCCCGGCGUGCUCGUCGUCAACCCGGAGGUGCGGUACGAGCUGCACACCACCCGGACGUGGGAGUUCCUGGGUCUGGACGGCACGGACGCGCUGUUCCCGCAGUCGGGCACCGGGACCGACGUCAUCGUCGGGGUGCUCGACACCGGCGUGUGGCCGGAGAGGCCGAGCUACGACGACACGGGCUUCGGCCCCGUGCCGGCGGCCUGGAAGGGCAAGUGCGAGGACGGCAACGACUUCAACGCCUCCGCGUGCAACAAGAAGCUCAUCGGCGCGAGGUUCUUCCUGACGGGCUACGAGGCGGCCAAGGGUCCCGUGGACACGUCCAAGGAAUCCCGGUCGCCGAGGGACAACGACGGCCACGGGACGCAUACGUCGAGCACCGCGGCGGGCGGCGCCGUCCAGGGCGCGGACCUGCUCGGCUACGCCGCCGGCACAGCCAAGGGCAUGGCGCCCCGCGCUCGCGUCGCGACGUACAAGGUGUGCUGGGUCGGCGGGUGUUUCAGCUCCGACAUCCUCAAGGCCAUGGAGGUCGCGGUGACGGACGGCGUCGACGUGCUCUCCCUCUCCCUCGGCGGCGGCACGGCGGAGUACUACCGUGACAGCAUCGCGGUGGGCGCUUUCAGCGCCAUGGAGAAGGAAUCUUCGUGUCCUGCUCCGCUGGCAAUGCCGAACUAUACGGGCGUGUCCCUCUACAGCGGCAAGCCGCUGCCUACCACGACGGUGCCUUUCAUCUACGCGGGGAACGCGUCCAACAGCAGCAUGGGCCAGCUCUGCAUGUCCGGCAGCCUGAUCCCAGAGAAGGUGGCCGGCAAGAUCGUGCUCUGCGACCGCGGCACCAACACCAGGGUCCAGAAGGGCUUCGUCGUCAAAGACGCCGGCGGCGCUGGCAUGGUUCUCGCCAACACCGCCGCCAACGGCGAGGAGCUCGUCGCUGACGCGCACAUUCUGCCAGGCUCCGGCGUGGGUGAGAAAGCCGGCAACGCCAUGAGGGACUACGCCAUGUCGGAUCCGAAGGCGACGGCCACCAUUGUGUUCGCCGGCACGAAGGUUGGCAUCAAGCCGUCUCCCGUCGUUGCGGCCUUCUCCUCCAGGGGCCCCAACACUGUGACGGCGAGCAUCCUGAAGCCGGACAUCAUCGCGCCCGGCGUGAACAUUCUGGCGGCGUGGUCCGGGUCCGUCGGCCCCUCGGGUCUCCCCGGCGACAGCCGCCGCGUGGGCUUCAACAUCAUCUCCGGCACGUCCAUGUCAUGCCCGCACGUGAGCGGGCUUGCGGCGCUGCUCCGCGCGGCGCACCCGGAGUGGAGCCCGGCAGCCAUCCGGUCGGCGCUGAUGACGACGGCGUACAACGAGUACCCCGGCGGCAACGGCAUCCUGGACGUGGCCACUGGCCGGCCGGCCACGCCGCUGGACGUGGGCGCCGGCCACGUCGACCCGGCGAAGGCCGUCGACCCGGGGCUGGUCUACGACAUCACAGCGGCGGACUACGUCGACUUCCUCUGCGCCAACAACUACGAGCCGGCGCAGAUCGCGGCGCUCACCAGGCAGCACCCGUCCGAGGGGUGCAGCGCCAACCGCACGUACACGGUGACCGCGCUCAACUACCCGUCCUUCUCCGUGGCGUUCCCGGCCGCGGGCGGCACGGUGAAGCACACCCGCACGGUGACCAACGUCGGGCAGCCUGGGACGUACAAGGUGACCGCCAGCGCCGCCGCCGCCGGCAGCACCCCGGUGACGGUGUCCGUGGAGCCGUCGACGCUGAGCUUCAGCAAGGCCGGCGAGAAGCAGAGCUACACGGUGAGCUUCACGGCGGGCGGGAUGCCGUCGGGCACCAACGGGUUCGGCCGGCUCGUCUGGUCCAGCGACCACCACGUGGUCGCCAGCCCGAUCGCGGCGACAUGGACCUAA
Molecule: messenger RNA, 2172 nt
Organism: Miscanthus lutarioriparius
Lineage: Eukaryota; Viridiplantae; Streptophyta; Magnoliopsida; Poales; Poaceae
Source: the annotation of a GenBank genome assembly